AUGGGCGAAGCCGCCGAGCGCAAACCCGUCACCACCGAUCCCCGUUUCUCCGUCGUUCACAGCGAUGCGCGAUUCGCCUUGCCGAAGAGGAAGGACACGAAGUUCGCGGUGGAUAAGCGGUUCAAGGGGAUGUUGAAUGAUAAGGAGUUUGCGGAUGGGCCGAGUGUUGAUAGGUAUGGGAGACGGGUUGGGAAGGAUAAGGGGAAGGAGGAGAUUAAGAGGUAUUAUCGGAUGGAGGAUGAGGAGGAGGGUGAGGAGGGUGAGGACAGUGAAGAUGAUGAAGACAAGGAGGAAGACGAUGAGGAUGAAGAGAGUGACGAGGAGGAGGUGAAGAAAUAUGACCCGGCAAGAGGAGAGGGUAUCAUUGACUCCUCAGACUCGGAGGAGGAGACGGAUGAGGAGGAGCUUGCGGAGCUCGGAUCAGAUGUCGAAGGCCGAGAACUUGCCGACCCAGAACCGGAUCGGGAAUCAAUUCCUACAGGAGAAGAGACAAACCGAUUCGCCGUGGUCAACCUCGACUGGGAUCACGUACGAGCCGUGGACCUGUUCGCUACACUCUCCUCCUUCGAGCCACCAGGUGGAAAGGUCAGGUCUGUCGUUGUCUAUCCCUCCGAGUUCGGUAAGGAGAGACUAGCAAAGGAAGAUAUGGAAGGUCCACCAAAGGAUAUUUUUGGCGGCGCAGAAUCCGGCUCCGACGACGACGACGAGGAAAUCACGGAGGAAACCAUCAUCAAAGAAGACAAGGGCGAAGACUUCGACAUGGACAAACUCCGGAAAUACCAACUCGAGCGUCUCCGCUACUAUUACGCAAUCGUCACCUGCGACUCCACGAUCACCGCAAAAUACAUCUACGACGCAAUCGACGGCGCCGAAUACGAAAACUCAGCAAACUUCUUCGACCUUCGUUUCGUUCCCGACGACGUAACCUUCGAGGAUGACCCUCGGGAUGAAGCAGACCACGUGCCUGAGAGUUAUGCGCCGGAUGAUUUCGUGACGGAUGCGCUGCAGCAUUCGAAGGUGAAGUUGACGUGGGAUGAGGAGGAUCAGGCGAGGGUACAGCUGAGGACGAAGGCGUUUAGUCAGAAGGAUAUUGAGGAUAUGGAUUUUAAGGCGUACCUAGCGUCCGAUUCGGAGGAGGAGGAGGAGGAGGAUGAUGAGGCGCAGAAGGAAAAGUAUCGCGCUUUGCUUCUUGGUGUGAAGAAGAAGAGUGGGGCGGAUGAGGAUGCGGCUGCUGAGGGAGAUAUGGAGAUUACGUUCGGUGCUGCGUUGGAUGAGAAGGAUGAGAAGGACGAGGAGGAAGAGGAGGUGGUGGAGGGUGAGGAGGAGGAGACUACGCUUGAGAAGUAUCGCCGGAAGGAGAGGGAAAGGAAGGAGAGACGGAGGGCCGAGAGGAAGGUCAACAUCAAGGAGGAUGACGACAAGGAGGAACUCGGAUUCGAUGAUCCCUUCUUCCAGGACGGAGGUGAUAAAGCCGCGAAGCAGGACAAGAAGAAGAAGGACAAGAAGGUAUCUGCCGAAGAAGCCGAGAUGGAAGCCGCACGGAAGGCUGAGCUCGAGUUGUUGAUGAUGGACGAAAAGGAAGAAUCCGCCAUCACGGGCGGCAAGAAACCCCAACACUUCGACAUGAAACAAGUCCUCAAAGCCGAGAAAGCAAAAAAGAAGAAGGGCAAAACCGCCAAAAAGCAACUCGCCAAAGUCGACCAAGAAGCAACCCAAUCAGACUUCCAAAUCGACGUCAAGGAUCCGCGUUUCGCUGCCCUAUACGAAUCUCACCACUUCGCUAUCGACCCGACGAAUCCUCAGUUCAAGAAGACGGAGGCGAUGGAGAAGGUUUUGGAUGAGAGACGGAAGAGGCAUGAGAAUGGAAGGGAAGAGCCACCGGCUAAGGCUGGGAAAAAGAGGAAGAAUGAGGAGGGGCAGGGCUCCGGGGAGGCUGGGAAGAAGGCUAAGAAGGUUGCGGAGAAGGAGGAGAGUGGAAGCGAUCUUGCGUCACUUGUUCGUCGGAUCAAGGCGAAGUCUGGACAAGCUUAA
Molecule: messenger RNA, 2031 nt
Organism: Saitoella complicata NRRL Y-17804
Lineage: Eukaryota; Fungi; Ascomycota; Saitoellomycetes; Saitoellales; Saitoellaceae
Exons: 1
Coding region: 1-2031 (676 amino acids)
Biological process (GO): rRNA processing
Cellular component (GO): nucleus
Molecular function (GO): RNA binding
Source: RefSeq, a predicted model, not a curated record